Molecule: messenger RNA, 1858 nt
Organism: Prorocentrum cordatum
Lineage: Eukaryota; Dinophyceae; Prorocentrales; Prorocentraceae
Source: the annotation of a GenBank genome assembly
GCUGAGCAACUCGUCGGACAAAUGGGAGUCCCAGCGGUCGAAGGCGAACCGCUCCCGCCAGCCCGCGACGUACGAGGACGACACCGUCGAGAGGUUGCUCAUGCCGUCGGGGCUCGUGGGCACGCAGGGCGCAUUGCGGCCGCCGCGCGGGUACGGCCUGGCGCCCCCCGACAGGUACGACGGCCCCGUCGUGGGCGCCGCCUUCGCGGCUGGGCGGGAGCUGUUCGCGGUGGUGCGCUCCGACGGCAUCGUCAAGAUCUGGCUGCCCGGCGGCGCGCAGGAGAGCACGGGCGCCCACUUCAGCAAACUGCCGUGGGGCGUUUCGCAGGUCCUCGAGCAUCGCACGCUGUCGCGGAAGAAGAUGUUUUGCGAGCUCACGGGGGCGUGCGCGUUCUCCGACCCCAGACGCAGCAGGCAGACGGUCGAAGUCGUGCGUACGCACAGGAUGGCGGUGGGCGCCACCGACGGCACGGUCUUCGUGUGGGAGGAGGAGGCGGAUGCCGGUAGCGGGGAGACGCCGCUGUGGGAGGAGGCGGUCAGGCUGCAGCACCACAAGAGCCCCGUCGUGGGUUGCUGCUUCUCGCACCGCCGGCAGCUGCUGGCCACGCUCCACAUGGACGACGGGCUUGUCAUCCUGAGCUCGACGCAUCCCGCGGAGGAAUGGAUGGUUUUGCAGAAGAUGCAACACGGGGCGUUCUCGUUGCCGGGGACCGUCACGACCCCCCGGGGCUUCGUGCCGCCGCCUGGACCCGAAGAACACCAGGUUGACGUCGCACCUCCUGCGAAUCCAAUGGCCCGGUCCAUCGCCUUCGCGCCGCAGCGGCCCCUGCUCGCCAUGGUCACCGCCCAGGGCUCCUGCCUGCUCUGGGCGCAGGGCGCGAACAAGACGAGCGACAGAGGGAGGCGCGUGGACGACGAGGACCCGUGGACGGACGCGUUGACGGACGUCAAAAAGAUGGGGAGGAAACAUCCCGAGCUGCGGGCCGACGCCGACAAGACCCAGCAGUCCACCUGGGCCGUGUUGCAGGAGCUUUGGGUGGACGGCACCGGCCCCGAGUGCGAGACCACCGACGUCGCCUUCGCGCCGCAGCUCGUUCUGCUGGCCACUGCGACGCUCCACGGGACGACCUGCGCGCUGUGGGUGCCGGUCACGCGGGGCUACCUGGAGAGUUUUGAGCAGAUCGAGGUGGUCGAGACGCCUGGCCGGGCCAUCAUGCGCUGCUGCUUCUCGUUUGACAAGCAGCUGUUCCUCGCGACGCGCCAGGCGCCCCAGGCGCGGGCCCUUAGUGCAAUCAUGAAGCAGCUGUGUCGCCCCGAGGGUGCGACCUCGGCUUGGUGCCGCUGGCAGCGGGUGCGCCGCGUGGCUGUGAGGCACGCCCGGGUGGCGGCCUGUGGGAUACGCGACCUGAUGCGGCCGUCUCCCAAGGUGACCUUGAUGAGGGAGUUCUCCAGGCCAUUGUGCAGGCAGUCGUGCGCACGCCUCUUCGCUGCCAAUCUGCCAGGUUCGUUCCUCGUGCCGCUGAUGCUGUACGGGCUGACGCUUCCGCUGCGGAUGGGGAUCUUCGGGCCGCUGCGGAUGGCGAUGCUGCCGCAUUUGCUGGCAGCGAUCUUUGUGCCGCUGCGGACGAAAUGCACGAGCCUGCCGAGGUGGAAGGUGCCUGGGCUGGCAGAGAUAAUCGUGCCGCCGAUUGUAGAGUUGACGCUGCUGCUUCAGUUGGGGGUUUUCGUGCCGAUGCUCAUCGAGUCCAUGGCCGUGCCCGUGCUGUUGCCCACGCCGAUGAAGUCCAUCGGGCUGAUGCGGAUGAAGCAGUCGCAGCAGAUGCGGAGGGUGCCCUUCGUGCUGUUGCCGUGCCGCUGA